This is a messenger RNA of Actinia tenebrosa (Australian red waratah sea anemone), 1115 nucleotides long. RefSeq lists its product as uncharacterized. Gene Ontology annotation, molecular function: oligosaccharide binding. The record is from RefSeq and is a predicted model, not a curated record. NCBI's taxonomy places the organism in Eukaryota, Metazoa, Cnidaria, Anthozoa, Actiniaria, Actiniidae.
GGGCCAGAAAWGAAGUCGAUGUUCCUUUUCGUCACAUCUUAUUUCCUUCUUAACUCGUUUGCCUUGGCCACCAUCAGAGAAGAAAGCCGCAGAUUAGCUAAAUUUCACCCUGAGAAAGGUAAAGUGCUAUCGGGUCACGUGAUAUCAAGUCAUCACGUGGUGUCGCCAGUUGAUUGUAGUUUUCUAUGUACAAGCAAUGCCCAGUGCUUGUCGUACAACUACAAACCAAAAGGGGCUGGUGACAAGGAUGUCUGUGAGCUGAACAACGCUACCAGAAAAUCCAACGCAGGAUCUUAUCAGGACGAUGCUCUGUACAUCCACUACUAUGAUGCACAAACAGAGGAUGCCAAGUCUUGUCUUGAUUACCUUCGAAUUGGAGCCACUGAAGAUGGUAUCUACACCAUUACACGCACCGAUAAUGGUAGAGAAAUUACAGUCUGGUGUGACCUCAGCUCAGAGCCUGGAUCUGCAUGGACUCUCAUCCUCUCGUAUGCCCACAAGAACAGACAGGACAAUGUAUUCUGUACGGCUUCUUUUACCAGAGACAAAAGAAGGCAGCUAAAUAAUCCAAACUGGGAAAACUAUCGUCUAUCUUUUGAUCGGAUGAAAUCCAUUUCAGACCAAUCAACACAUGUCAGAGUGACGUCAAGUUUUCCUGUUCAUGGUGUCGAUUAUCGAGACUACUUGAGAGCAAAGAUUUCAAGUAUAGACAUCUUGAGUUUUGAUGGGGCUGGAGUCUGUAAGACUGUAGAAUACAUUGACAUCCGAGGCAUCAAGGGAAAAGAUAUCACAGUGCCAUUCUGGCAAAUGCAUGAUCAAUUUUUUCACACCGACAGUUCUGGGAGACAUUGCCAGUAUGAUGCCACCAGUGGAUCAGUAAACGAUGAAAAUAAUUUUGGCACAACGUGCCUUGAAUUUAACCCAGCGACUCGAGGAAGCGCGAAUGACGACAGUACGAUUCAAUACUGGUUUGGUGGAUAUUUAUAAUUUACGGGAUUUCAUUUCCCAGAACGCCUGCAUGAAAAAACGAAGUACAAACUAUUUACUAUAAUGCAUCUUGGUUAUCACUAUAUAAAAAUGUCAGCCGGGUUAUUUUCGCCAUGCAUUUUGAACAU